UGCCUGGGAAGGGAGCCCGUUCUGAAAGAGAUGCUGGCCAGACGACUUGUCAGUCUUGCCUUUGAAACAUCCAGAAGAAAUCCUGUCUGCUCUGUUGGUAGCCCUCUGCUGAAUUGCGUCAGGCAACACAGGUCUCGUCCUACCCAUGGCAUCGGCCGGUUCAGACAUCUCUUACCGGAGGUCUCCAAGAAGAGGCGGGACAGGCUGCAGAUGAAGGAGAUCGACCCCGGGACGGAGCACACGUACGGCUCCCUGAACAUCGUGAUGACCUCGUACGACAUGCCCGCGGUGGAGCACUACGCCCGGUACAUCCACCGCCUCUGCAACCGGCUGUCCAUCAAGGUGGAGGAAAGCUACGCCAUGCCCACCAAAACCAUGGAGGUGAUGCUGAUGCAGGAGAAGGGAACCAAGAUGUACGUGGACGCCGUCCUUACGUCCCACCAGCGGGUCGUUCAGGUCAGCGGCUUGAGCGCCACGUUUGCGCCGAUUCUCUUGGAAAUAAUCCAGAGCAGCCAGCCCGAAGGCCUCCAUCUGUUGGUGAAAGAGCAUACCGAGGCUGACUUCAAGGUUCGACUGAAAGCGCGUCCGGAACUCGAAGAGCUCCUCUCCCAGAUGCGCUGAGGCCGUCGCUUCCCGCUGCAAACGUCAACUCUGAACUCUCUGUCCAGCUCCUGCAGGCUCCUUCCACAGCCACUCUGGGAAAACGAACCUGCGUGCAAACUGUGUUCGCCAGAGAAGUUCCCCGUACUGUGAGGAGUCUUGUUUUAACAGUAACGAAUUCAGCAUUCUGCUGCAAAAUACAGUCACGUGAGCCUGUGCCCGAGAGAGAGGGUGCUGCUUGCGUAGAUGGGCGUUGCCAGCUAACACAUCUCUCCCAAGUAUUGGCCUCUCUCGACAACCUGAUUUUUAAAAGAAAUAAAAACGGCAUCGUUUAAGUCUGUUAAUUUAGUUG
This is a messenger RNA of Gekko japonicus, 952 nucleotides long. It is a transcript of the gene MRPL48, whose product is annotated as mitochondrial ribosomal protein L48. Lineage: Eukaryota; Metazoa; Chordata; Lepidosauria; Squamata; Gekkonidae. The record is from RefSeq and is a predicted model, not a curated record. Bases 31 to 621 code for a protein of 196 amino acids. Gene Ontology annotation, cellular component: mitochondrial ribosome. The transcript has 7 exons.